Panicum hallii is the source of this 855-nucleotide messenger RNA. Its product is annotated as protein phosphatase 1 regulatory subunit INH3. Bases 115 to 507 code for a protein of 130 amino acids. The transcript has 2 exons. Gene Ontology annotation, molecular function: protein phosphatase 1 binding; protein serine/threonine phosphatase inhibitor activity. Gene Ontology annotation, cellular component: nucleus. The record is from RefSeq and is a predicted model, not a curated record. NCBI's taxonomy places the organism in Eukaryota, Viridiplantae, Streptophyta, Magnoliopsida, Poales, Poaceae.
CAAAACUGCCUCACCUUUACCAAUAGAGCGCCAAUGCAAUUACUACAAGGCCGAAAACGAAGGAAUUAGGGGCGAACUCCAGCACGCAAUAGCGGAGGAAAAUCCCCAAUUCCCAUGGCGACCCGCGCGCCGCCGCCGCACGCGUCGUCGGCCGGAUCCGUGACCGUGACGGUCGACCCCUCCCCCUCUUCGUCCUCCUCGGCCCCGCCCCCGGCGACGGCCGCGCCGGCGCCGGCGGAGGCGGUGGUGCUGCGGCUGAAGCGGCGGGGCAAGAAGAAGGUGUCGUGGAAGGAGGGGACGGUGGACAACGAGGGCCUCGGCCGCAAGAGCUCCAAGAAGUGCUGCAUCUUCCACAAGGAGGUCCCCUUCGACGAGGACUGCAGCGACGACGAGGCCCCCGGCGGCGGGCACCGGUGCCCGCGGGGAGAAGCUGGCGAGGGCACCAGCAGCAGCGGCGGUGGCGGAUGCCCGUCGUCCUCCCACGACCACAGCCACCACCACCACUGAUCUCGCAGGAGCUUUGAUGGGCCUCUUCGUCAGCACCUGAAGUCAUUGGUUAUCCUGCCAAGGAAACUGAUGCUUCUUUCUGCCAGCUUUUAGUGAAAAGUUACUGUACUUUUAUGCUGAUGCUAAGCUAGUAUUACCUCAUAUGGGAACUUGCAAGAGAACCAUUGGGCCAGGCAUUGUUAGGCUGCAACUUCUAUGAUUGAUGUAUUGUUCUGGCGUCCAAAUAUCUAUUUGAGAUGAGUGCCUUUUCCUGUUAUUAUUGUCAUAGUUUAAUUGUCUCAACGAUACUAAGUCUGUUCUUCUGGGCGAUUCACUGGUCAAUAUAUAAUCCCUGUUGACUUCAUUGUA